Hyposmocoma kahamanoa is the source of this 3152-nucleotide messenger RNA. Its product is annotated as protein goliath-like. Bases 440 to 1744 code for a protein of 434 amino acids. Lineage: Eukaryota; Metazoa; Arthropoda; Insecta; Lepidoptera; Cosmopterigidae. The record is from RefSeq and is a predicted model, not a curated record. The transcript has 11 exons.
CGCUGCAGUCAAGUUCCUCGCCGGUUAUGGAGCAGCAGUCGACUUCGCGCCAACUAACAUAUAACAAAUAAUACGCACAUUAACUGCAAGUAAAAGGUCACGAUAGUAGAGAUUAUAGCGAAAACACGCCUCACAUUUUUGGAAAUUAGUAUCCCUAGUGUUGCACGAAGUCAGGAAGAAGUUAGUGCUGUGCAGAAAGCUGAAUUCGCGUGUGAUAUCGAUAAGUGUUUUGUAAAACGAGUGUGUUUUCGUUAACCGAUAGCGUUUGAUAACGCUCGAAAGUCAUUCGCGGUGCCACACACAGCGCGGAAAGUCGCGUAGUAACAACGCUAGUUUCGCGUUAAAUGUUUGAAGACAAUUCGAUAUUUACCCAAGUGUGUACCGGUUCGGACUUAAGUGCUACAUUGUGUACGGUAUUAUAUGAUUGUUAUUUGAGAAAAUGCGUGUGGAGUUCUGGUCUAGUCUGGCAGCUAUAAGCUGGUUUGCGGCUUUCGUGGGAUGCCAUACUCCGAGCAGCGAAUUGGAAUCUGGUCGAUAUGGCGGCGAUGAGAGAUUCAUGGGCAGCAGUGAUACCUUCACCGUGGUCAACAUCAAUAUUACCUACGAAGAUGAACACGGAGAAAUUUAUACUGAGAUCUCAGAGUGCGGCAAGUAUGGUGAAGGCUACAUCGGUGCGGCGCGUGGCGUCGCAGUCCAUGUCAGGGGCAAAGGCCCCGGCGGAGAAAGAGACCACACAGGGUGCACGUGGCCCCUGCUCUCGGUCGCCGAUCCUGAUGGGCCCCUCCCUACGGAACCCUGGAUCGCAGUCAUUCGACGUGGGAGCUGCAACUUUCAGAUAAAGGUGCACAACGCGUGGCGAGCAAACGCGUCUGCCGUUCUCAUCUACAAUGACAGAGAUACUACUGUUCUUGAGAAGAUGAAGCUCGACACUGAUAACGGACGAAACAUAAGUGCGGUGUUCACGUACAAAUGGAAGGGUGAGGAGAUAGCGCGUCUAAUCGACAACGGCACCCGCGUCAUGAUCGGUAUUGUUCGAGGCCGAACUUUCACUAAUAUUAGCAAUAACAUCAACAAGACGUCGGUGCUGUUCGUCUCGAUCUCGUUCAUCGUACUGAUGGUGAUCUCUCUGGCGUGGCUCGUCUUCUACUAUAUACAGCGCUUCCGGUACAUACACGCAAAGGACCGCCUCUCCAAGCGGUUGUGCUGUGCCGCAAAGAAGGCGCUCUCCAAAAUACCUGUUAAAAGUUUAAAGACUGAUGAUCGAGAGGUGCAAGGGGACGGCGAGUGCUGCGCCAUCUGCAUCGAGCCUUACAAAGUGUCCGAGACACUCAGAUCUCUGCCUUGUAGACAUGACUUCCACAAGAACUGCAUAGAUCCGUGGCUGCUAGAGCACCGCACCUGCCCAAUGUGCAAGAUGGAUAUACUCAAGUACUACGGAUUUGUGUUCACGGGUAGCCAGGAGAGCAUCCUACAGCUGGAAGUGGAGGAAGCGAGGAGUCGAGCGCUCAGCCCUGCGAGAAAUAGGCAUCCUCUCACGCUGUUGACGAGCGACAAUUCGUACGAGGAAGCCGGCAGCGAGCGUAGCAGCCGCGCCUCUUCGCCUGAUGAGUUGGUGCCCUCGCUGCCGUCGCACCACCCCGCACUGACCUCUACGCACUGCUCGCAGACCACCAGGUCGUGCUCAGUGACGCCUCCUGGCUCCCCUGAGGCGUCGGCGAGUGGGUCCAGCAGCCAGCAGAACUGAGGGUUGCUUCCGCGCGCCCCCCGCGCGCCCCUCACGCGCCGCGCGUGGCGCCAGCGCCUGCGCGUCACACUCGCGUUACUGGCCAGCGACCAAACGGUCGCACGACUCCACGGCCAGACGGUCGCACGAUUGCAGUCUCAAAUGCACCGCAGUGAUGUGUUCAUCGGCCCUUAAAUACUCAGAAAAAAAAUUACCCAUAUCAGUUGGAACUUCCAGUGAACGUGUUCAAACGGUGGAUGAAAAAAGUGAUAUUUUUUGCUAUAAGGAUAUUUUGUAGUUUCGUAUGUGUAGAACCUUUAACCGCCACUCCGCCUAGUCAACGAAAUAGUGUUCUUUGUCAACAAAUAUUACCUGUUAAGCAAGCAAUUUUCCCUCAAUAAGCUUCGCCACACGGAACGCAAGCCAUAGCCGCCACCGACCCGCGCUCCGCGUGGCGAAGCCUAGAAAGCUGUCGUUUGUACUUAAUAUUAAUUUAAUCGGUCCAUGAUCUCAUACGUACGUUACCUUGUAUGUAAAACUCUUGGAACCUUUUAUAGCGAAAUGUAUGAGAAGCUAUCGAAUAUAGCGCCUGACCAUUUCCUCAAAAAUAAAAUUAUACAACCUAGUUGCUAUACAAAAAUAUUAUUUUUAUAUUAAAAAUUUGAACUAGGUACGUGCCAAAUACGUAACUUUUUCAUGUAUAGAGACGUAUGAAAAAAUGAAAUUGUAAACGUGUCGUUUCAUACACACAAAACAAGCCGUCACGUCAGAUUGCGACACAUUAAUAUAUGAAACCAAUACCGCUCUGACGCGUCACGACACAACAUAUCAGACAAAUGUAAAUCCGGCUUAACAUACAUUCAAGUUGCAAGAUUUAUUUUUGUUUGCACGAUAUGUAUUGUACAAACUCGUUUGUAUUUUUUUAUCUGUAGAACAUUACUACAGUAUGCUUAUUGUAAUUUUUCAUGUAUUCUAUGUACAUAGUUGUAUUGAAGACCAUAGGGGCUUGAAAGGCGAUAUUUAUUAGUUAAUUGCAUCUUAAUAACUAGAAGUUUGGAAAUGGUCAGUUUAUUGUAGGUUGUGGUGCCCCAAUAUAGUUAAUAAUCUUUGUGCGGACGUAACAUUGCUCUUGUAGCAUUUCUUGCACGUAACAUUAAAUUUUGACCGAAAAAGUUAUUUACAUAUACUUCGUUUUUUAAGAAUUGCAAAACCUGUAACAAAGAAACAGUGAUCGUAAACCUUUUUCUUCAGUUAACAAAUUACAGUAAAGUAAAUAUCAUGAGAAUUGAUGACAAAUGAUACGACAAUAUGUUGUUAUUUUAGAAAAAGUUUUAUGUUUAGAACCUCUGUCAUUUUAAGUUUUUUAUAACGCAUAGAUAUAAUAAUAAUAAUAAUACGUAUGUAAAGAUAUAAUUUGUUAAUAAUAUAU